AUGUUAGCACGUGCGACCAAUACGGUCCAUAUCUGCCUGCAAUGCCAGAGAAACCUUGCCAGGGCCAGCCUCAAUCCAUCAGGAGCCGCAGAGUCUGGCUACCGUCGUGGACUACGACGAUGGCAGAGCGUAGCGGCACAUCAGCUAGCACACGAAGAAGUCGGCGGAGAUCAUGACGACAACACUAAGCCAUCUCUCGAAAGCGAUAUAAAACGCCAACCAACAACGCCGUCCUGGCCUCAGCCCCGACGUCGAAAUUUUCGAAAUUGGAAGCCCAAACCCACCGCGCAACUUGGGGUCAACUCCCUUGGCCAACCCACCGAGGUGUUGCUUCUGCCCACGAGAGAUCGGCGAAUACCCCAGGUCCCACAGGAUGAAGGGAAGGAAAAGAUGCUGGGCAGCACAUUGCAAGAGUCCAUCGCCUUAGAGAACGUCCCGCUGAACCGCCAGAGGCUGGCAGAGAACAUCGAGCAGGUGCGCUCUCUCGUGGGGAAGAUGCGCGGGCAGCUGGAGGAACACGAGUGGACAACUCUGAAGAGGCACCUGCAGGGCGGGUUUGAAAAAAAGCAAAUGAGAAGGUACAUUCGACUGCGCAAAAGCAACGGCUCCUUUCCCAGGGAUAUCGAGAAAUACAACAAGAGGGAACUGAUUAAAUACUUGGUUGAAGAAGUCUGGGGCUUCACAAUCCCAAUGCAAGACGAGCCCGUCGCUCCCACAACCAAAGAGUCGAACAGAGAAUCGGAGAUGAUUUUCGCCCUGCACGAGUCCGUCAGGUUCGACCAUCUCCUGAUGAAUCCCAGUCAGCCUUUGAAGAGAAUCGCUCAGGAGUGGGAUGUUCAGAUCGAUGUCUAUCCGGAGCAAUUCAAGAUCAGAACGAGGGGAGCCAAAACCAAACUUAACAAAGCGCUGCAAGAAAUUUCUGCCUACGCAAAAAAACUUGGACAGAUUGCCAUACAACUCACGGGAACCCUCGGUGCCAUGUACCGAGAUCCCGCUACGAGGGAGUAUUCGAGUGCGUAUCUGAAGUCAAUCCAACGGAAAUACCAAGGAUUGAGUAUUGGCAUGGACGAGCAAUGCAUCAGAAUUGUCCAUCUUAACAACCCCCGUGGUGCUGACCAGGCUCGCCGCGAGAUCCUGCUUUCUGUGCCUACGGAGAACUCUUUGGGGAAUUCACUCAUCUGGCCGCGAAUGGACCUACCGACAACUAGCCAUCAGCCUUUCCCAACACCACUUGAAUUUCCCGCGUUGUUGCAUCAUUCUCAGUGGCUGAGGCUGGUGUCUACGUCCCAGAGUUCGCAGACUUCCAAUGAUGGUAGUGGCAAGGAUCCUGCACUUGCACCGCUUCUACAAGGUCUCCGGGAUGCAUUUGACCCAGCUUCUAGGACCCGCAAGGCGGACAAUCGGCAAGAACUUUACUAUGAUGUGACUGUCAAAUUUGGGCAAGCUUUGAUGCAAGACUUUCCACAAGCUGUCAAGGGUGCUGUUGUUAAGCCCGUCGCUGUCGAAGCAGAGGAGAAUGAGCGGUCGGCAAGCGUCGUCAUUUCACCCGCUGGCAGACCUGAAGGACUUGAGACUGGCAAAGAAGAUUUAUCAGCAGAGAACCAAACAAGAGUCAAAGCCGACUUGUCCGAGGCGCAGAAGAACACGUCGACUGCUGAAAAUAACGGACCUACUUCUGCGACUACAUUGAAAGCUCAAGGGUCGAUCGGACAAGCUUUCACAGGAGGAAGAUCAGAGCGACCACACCCGACGUACGAAACUCAGAGACGACGUUUCGUGGGCGGAGGACCAUUUCUGGCACAGCACCUUGCACUUAUGGAGCCAUGGAUCGAUUUAACACCAAGCCCUUCCACGGAUAUAGACAAAACAGCUCGUGCCAUAUUGCGUCUCGAGCUUUCGCCCGUUCCAGACGUGAAAGACUCGCCGACUUUCGAAAUAUUUGUGAGCGCAGGCAAAUCCGCAGGUCAAAAAAGACCUCGACUCCAAAUCGUUCGGGUAUCGGCCAUUCAUCAAGAAAAACAUCUUACGGUGUUGUGCCCAGACUCUCACAUGGACAUACAACUCACGCAGCAGCUCAAGCGAGACCUUUCCUACCCUGGCUCUUCCGAGGCUGGAAUCGUGCACUCCUUGGUGACUAGCUUGCGUAGCUAUAUCAACAAUGCGUCCAGCAAAGGUUCCUCGGAUUGGGUGUUUCCGCCAUUCGUCGCUCUACCGGUGCAUCACGAUUUGCGAGAAGCUCACAAACGGACUCAGCGUGCCGUCGGCCAAGAUGAAACGCAGGAAACCCCCAGUGGAGCGGAGACAGCAGGCGAGAAGAAGCCCCAAAGGAGACGGGAAUACAUUCUCCGAUCAGUGGAUGUCGUCGACAUUGAUUCGCGGCUCUUCUCGGUCGAGUCGACCUCCAAAUCCCCCAAGACCAGGUCUGAUACUAGAUCAAGCUCUAAGCGCGCAACUAAGUCGACGGCAAAGUUUUGCUUGGACCACGUUACAUACACGGGCGCAGCUGUUACGAGGCAAGAGCUCCGUCUUGCAGAGCGACCAUUGCUGUGCCCUCCCACGUUGACAGAACCAGACUUGCCCAUGUUGGUGAAGGCAGCGUUGGAUUUGGUGAAACGACUGAGCAACAAUCCUGUGAAGACUCAGAGCCCUUCAGCUAGGAAGACUUCGUGA
Molecule: messenger RNA, 2670 nt
Organism: Fonsecaea multimorphosa CBS 102226
Lineage: Eukaryota; Fungi; Ascomycota; Eurotiomycetes; Chaetothyriales; Herpotrichiellaceae
Exons: 1
Coding region: 1-2670 (889 amino acids)
Source: RefSeq, a predicted model, not a curated record